Molecule: messenger RNA, 1035 nt
Organism: Solanum dulcamara
Lineage: Eukaryota; Viridiplantae; Streptophyta; Magnoliopsida; Solanales; Solanaceae
Product: NAC domain-containing protein 41-like
Exons: 1
Coding region: 30-911 (293 amino acids)
Biological process (GO): regulation of DNA-templated transcription
Molecular function (GO): DNA binding
Source: RefSeq, a predicted model, not a curated record
GAAGAAAGAAAAGAAGAGAAAUUGAAGGCAUGGAGAAUUUGAAAGAAGGUUUCCGAUUCAGUCCGACUGACGCAGAAGCUAUUACUUUCUUGUUGAGAUUCAUUGCUGGGAAAGCGAUGAAUGAUUCUGGAUUCAUUACCACUAAUGUUGAUACUUACAGCAAACAAUUAGAGCCAUGGGAUAUUUACAGUCACGGAAUACCCUGCGGUAAUGACGACGGGGACAACGACUCCACUCAGUAUCGCUUCUUCAUCACAAAGCUCAGUAAGAAAAGCGAGUUCAGAUAUAGUCGCAGUGUGGGAAACAAGGGCAGUUGGAAACAGCAAGACAAGAGCAAACCUGUUCGAAAGAACGGAGGAAUAGUGAUUGGAUACAAGAAGAGCAUGUCUUACGUGAAUAAGGGAUAUAAUCGAGACAAUGGACAUUGGUUGAUGAAGGAGUACGACCUCUCUACGAAAAUUCUUGACAAAUUUGACAAUGAUUGCAGAGAUUAUGUGUUGUGUGCUAUUAAGAAGAGAACUCCCACCAAAGAUGACACAAUGACGUUGAUGAAUACUGUUUCUGAAGAAUGCAGGAAUUUGGAGCACCAAACCUCGGCGGCUGUUGAAUCGACUAGUUAUGAUGAGGCAUUAGUAGUGGAUGCAAGGGAGCUCCAAUCAGAGUUGCAGAACAAUAUGCACAAGGAGGCAGACAUGGUCGUUGAGCCAUUAUCAUCCCCUUAUACUGGCACAAACAUCGUCGUUGAGCCAUUAUCAGUCCCUAAUACUUUUGAAGGCACAAACAUCGUCGUUGAACCAUUACCAGCCCCUUAUACUUUUGAACCUACGUACAUGCUAGAUUUUGAUUAUCAAUAUUUACCUGCUGACUUUGAUUGUCUAAGAAGCAUUACGGAUUCAUUAUGUAGUUAUUAGAAUUCGAACAAGCUGUAUAAAUCUUUUUUAAGGUAUGAUUGAGCAUUUAUUAAAUUCAAGCAAGUGUUCGGAUUAGGCUCUUUGGCAUACAAAAAUAUAGACCUCUUAAUUAGCUUCUUAUUGA